AUGAAAGGGGUGGACCCUAACGCUCUGAUAGCCCGAACCCCUAAUCUCAGCCACGCCUCGGCCGCCUCCGCCCUCGCCCACGCUAAUCGCAAACCGGUCGAAGUAUGGCAACCCCCGACCAGAAUGCCCGCAGCCGAAAAAGCGGCCCUGUGUGUUAAGGAUUUCACACCGCCUCAGCAACCCCAGCCGUCGACUCAAUAUAGUGCAGAAGGUUUGGGCGCUGCGCUGCUCGCAGUGCGCGAACAUCGGGCCGCGGCCCAAGCUCCGGCUCCCGUUCACAAGCGUGGUUCUUCCGUCGAUCGGUACAACCACAUUGCGGUCGGCGGUCACCCCAAAGAAAAGGCUCUCCAGGCCGCAACGGGCGCAUACACUACUUCCCGCAAGAGAGCCGACUCCGUACCUAGUGAUCAGGGGGUUUCGUCUGAUACGUCUUAUGCCUUAUCUGCUGCAGGCGCCUCACGACAUGCUCGCGUCGCGGAAGAUGCACCUCUAGACCACCUGGACGGGGCUAUGGAGGCCAGCCGGAUCCAUCAUAUUGCUAAUACCAAUGCGAAACUGUAUACCGCGGCUCCGCCUGUUCAGCCCGAGGUCGACGAGCAAAACUACAGGAACUCAUUGCGUGCUGCGGCUAUAUCAAUGGCGAAGGAUAUGUACAAAGUCACCGAUGCGAAGGAAUCUGGGGGAUCAGAUCCCGCCCUCGUCGCAGCCCAAAAGGGUCAGAGCCAAUUGGGUUAUCGCAAGACCGUAUCAACAGCGGAUGGAUCUGCUGUCCGGCGGGCAAUAGCUCUACAAGACGCAGCACAGAAGCGCGCCGCCGAGAAACUGGCUCGAAUGCAGGAUGAAAACGCCGAGUAUCAACAGUACUACGGCACGGCCCCACAAGCGCAACGAUCACGUCUCAGUCGUCGCAAGCGGACUUCUAGCGAUGCCGACGCAUCGCAGAUUGACGCUGAGCAGUCGCGCCAGAUUCGCAAUCAGAUGGCAGGUCUACGUACCAAACUGAAUCGUGUCGAUGACCGCAGAACCAAGGAUCGUGAGAUGCUGAUGCAGGCUGCUCGCCGAAACGUCGAUCAGACUCUCCAGGAUAUGGAGGCGCGGGUCUAUGCCAAUACUGGCCGGGCCCCACCUUCUGUGCAGAAGGGAUGGGAUGAAGUUGCGCAGGAGCGUGUACGUCGGGAGGCUGAAGCCUUCGAGUCUGCUACUCAGCAGGGUGACCGAGUCAAGAUCGGUAGUCAGCAAUACAUGGAUUACGCUGAUAUCGAAGCUGUUGCGCGAUCUCGACUACAGCCAGCACUUGAUGAGAUCACUGAGAAUGCCGAGCAGCAGCGGGCUCACGAUGUUGAGGUGCGCUUAGAUGCUGAAGAGAGACAGAGACAUGCUGCUGUGGAACGUCAGCGUGAGGCUGAGUUGAGAGAGUUGGAGAAGCAAGACAAGGGUAUGUUGCGCUCUUAUGUCUCAGUUCGGUUUAAGCUAACCAUCACAGACACACCAAAGAACAAAAGCGAGAGCAAGGUCACUAUCCCCAAGUUUUUCUUGUGGCGCAUGAAGGGCAAGCGCGCUCGCGUUGAGCAAUCCGAGGCCAAGGAAGCUCAGGCCGUCUCACCUGUUACCCAAGAACCUGCGGAGGAACAAGCGCUUGCUGCAAGCAACAACAUCUCGAAGGAUGUUAUCCCAGAGGAAGCUUCCAGUGACGUUGAGGUAGCCGGUGCCGGUCCCGUUGCGGUCGUCCCAUCCGCAGCGACAGAGCCCCACGAGCCGACCAAAGAGGCAACCCAAGAGCCCAUUCAAGAGCCCACCCCGGAACCCACUCAAGAGCCCAACCAAGAGCCCCUUCAUGUCCCAACCCUAGAGUCCGCUCCAGCCCAAGAGUCCACUCAGCCCUCCGAACUCGACGAUAUCCCGCCCGCAGUUCCGCGUCGCCGAUCCGCCCCUCUGAACAAUGCCCAACGCGACACACCAAUCCACUACUUCACACCACCUGUCAACAGCCCCCGUGCUGACUCUAAAUUGAAGUCUUGGUUCCGGGACCGCCUCGUCCGCCGUUCAUCUGGUCCAAUCCCCGUCUACCCCCACCAACCUGGACCCGACUUCACAGACAGCGAGCCAGCCUUCACUGGCGGUGCCGCGCUCACCGGCCCCGAAGAGCCGCGUGGUGCAGCACUGAGCUCCCACCCUUUCAACGGAAUCGAAAUUCCCACCCACAAUCGCUCAUCAAGCUACUACAGCAAUGACUUUGACGUAACAAAGACGCGAAGCGGAGAGUCCGGAGCAGGCUCCUCCAAGGGCCGGAAGAGAGAUCGGCUACGCAGGACUUUCCUCAGACGGGUGUCCCGCAGUGACGAUGAGCCAAUGGCUAAUGCUGAGGAGUCCAGGCGGGACUCCGAAGUGCAGAGUGUGAAGACUGACGGUCCUAGUGUGCAGAACAGUGCGCCGGAGCAGGGGCUACCAGCACCGCCGGCUGUCGGUGAUACUAUGACUACGAGGCGGGAGUCGAAGUUCUCGGAGGAUCUUUGA
Molecule: messenger RNA, 2514 nt
Organism: Penicillium salamii
Lineage: Eukaryota; Fungi; Ascomycota; Eurotiomycetes; Eurotiales; Aspergillaceae
Source: the annotation of a GenBank genome assembly